This is a messenger RNA of Haliotis rufescens (red abalone), 2264 nucleotides long. RefSeq names its product stromelysin-1-like. The transcript has 10 exons. Lineage: Eukaryota; Metazoa; Mollusca; Gastropoda; Lepetellida; Haliotidae. Gene Ontology annotation, cellular component: extracellular matrix. Bases 32 to 2005 code for a protein of 657 amino acids. Gene Ontology annotation, biological process: proteolysis; extracellular matrix organization; collagen catabolic process. Gene Ontology annotation, molecular function: metalloendopeptidase activity; zinc ion binding. The record is from RefSeq and is a predicted model, not a curated record.
ACCAUCACCCACAACGACAGCGGGCUUAGCAAUGCUCCCUGCAGCAGUCCUACUUCUCCUCUGGGCGGGGCAGGGCGAGACCCAUCCCCAUAAUGGAUCGUGUGACUUGGAGCCACAGAAUCUGCAUAAACCACGAAAUACCCUCGAGGCUGUGGACUGGCUUGGUCGAUUCGGAUACAUCUCAACGCGCGUAUCCUGGUCUCAAGACCCGCGUUCUGUUGAGGCUUUGGAUGCGGCCAUAGCUCUGUUUCAAGAGCUGGCUGGAAUAAACAUCACAGGUAAACUUGAUACGCCUACGCUGGAGUGGAUGGGGAAGGAGAGGUGUGGUGUUCCGGAUGUCAUGAGAAGAGAACGACCGGGCAGAAGACGAUUUGCUCGGAACAAACCAGUUCUGAAAUGGAAGAAACAUGACCUCACCUAUUUCGUGACCACGUACACGCCUGAUCUUCCCAGAGGUGAAGUCGAUCGUGCGCUGGAAGAUGCGUUUCAGGUGUGGGCGGAUGUCACUCCGCUAACCUUCUCUCGUGUUUCAUCACGUGACGCGGUGGAUAUUGAAAUCAAGUUUACUCACGGCGUCCACGGUGACAACAAUCCAUUUGAUGGCGAAGGAGGAGUUCUUGCGCAUGCGUUCUUUCCACCUACGUAUCCCAGUAAUCUGAUUGGAGGAGACACCCACUUUGACGAGGCAGAGAUGUGGACAGUCCUGCUAGAUGACGAUGCUCCUGGACGACGAUUGUUCUGUGUGGCCGUGCACGAGUUUGGGCACGCUCUUGGUCUGGACCACUCCGACGAUACAGAUUCCAUCAUGUGGCCCUGGGCACAAGGCUGCGGGAACGGCACGCUGGGGGCGUCAGACGUUGAUGCCAUACAACGACUAUAUGGACCGCCGGGUGUGCCGACCGUUUUUCCAAACACGACCACGUUGCCUACCACUGAAGCAAGUACCAAGAAGAGACGAGUGACGCAAACUGCUCCCACAACAAAGAAAAAGAUGAAAAAAAGAACGACCCCCGCUAAAAAGACAACGCCCCGAAAAACAAAAGCAACAACUCCAACAACAACACCAACAACCCCAACGUCAACCCCAACGUCAACAACAACUAUCCAAACAACAACCCCAACGUCAACAACUAUCCAGACUACAACCAAAAAGAAGAAGCGCAAGACGUCUGAGCCAAAGCCUACUACAAAGCCAAGAAGACGCAAAACUACCACCCCUACACCGUCGACGACGACCAGUACAACGCUGCCACCGCCAACUUUGCAUCCCAACCCGUUGUGCAGAGGGAAUGGCAAAAUGGACGCCAUUGAUGUAGCGGGAGAUGACAAAACAUACGGAUUCAAAGGUUCUCAAGUAUUCCGAUUCAACGAAAACGGUGUUGAUUCUGACUUCCCUAGACCAGUUGGUGAUGUUUUCAAUCCCGGACCGAAAACAGUGGACGCCGCAGUCAGUUACUAUUAUAAAACUAGCUGGACUAGAAAGAUCCGAUACAUCACGUACCUCUUUAAGAACGACGUUGUAUGGAGAUAUCAGUACAAACGAAGGAAUCUGCUGAAACUGUGGGAACCGAAAGAGUUUGUCAUUGAGGGAGGCUAUCCUAAAUAUAUCAGCGAGGAAUUUGAUAUCAAAACCACUGGAAUAGACGCAGCUUUCAAACUGAUGAAGAAAAACUCGUUCUAUCUUACUAAAGGGGAUAAGAUAUGGGAGGUUCAAAUAAAGAGCACAGGACUGACGACAAAGAAGCCUAAACAACUGAGCAAGCACCCGGCGUUGUCCUAUCUGCCCCCUCUGGACUCCGCCGGGCUCAUGAACAGCGGCGGCUUCUAUUUUUUCAGCGGAAACUACUACCACCGCCUGUUUCCUAUCGACCGUCACCAUGCCAGAUGGCUGUUCCCUCGCCUCACUCUCAACUGGUGGUUCAACUGCAACAUCGAGAGCGUGGGCGGCCCAUUGAACAUAGCCAGUGACAAGGAAAAGAACUUCGUGAAGGAGGUCCGCUUCUGAGAAAUCUCACUUCUCCAAAAAACAGCCACAUUGAGCAACGUAUUUGAUGUAACAUUCAUACCAUUUCAUACCUUUAUACCAUUUCUGUAUUACCAUCUCUAGAAGGCAAUAUGAUGUAAAAGAUAGCCCUGUCUUUAUAUUUGACUGUAGACAUUGAAAGUAUUGUUAUCACCAUACAAAUGAUACAAGCCCAUAUUUUUUUAUUCUAUACUAGUGCAUAUUUUAGCAUCUAAUAGUAUGUAUUAUUAUUGUAAUGUAA